AUGCCUGGAAGCAAACCAACCGUCCUCCGACUUGGCGAGGAUAUCAAGUACAACCCUGACUACUACAGCGACACAUUCACGCAACGUUUCGAUAUGGUCGCAAACGAGGAGCCGGAUCGAGCCUCGUUCAUUGCAGCACUCAAGUCAAAGAAGUAUGGUGAUUUCUCCGCCAUAUUCCGCCCGCAUUUUCAGUCAGGGGGCGAGAUGGGACAGUGGGACGACGAGCUGAUCUCGCUACUCCCGCCAUCCGUACGUAUCUUCGCCUCGGCUGGCGCGGGCUUCAACUGGGCUAAUGUCGACGCCCUCGGCCGCGCCAAAAUAUGGUACGCCAACGGUGCCGGCGCAAGCGACGAGGCUGUCUCGGACACGGCCCUAUUCUUCAUCCUCUCCGUCUUCCGUAAUUUCUGGCGUUCGCAGCGCGCGGCGAGGACCUGCGACCCGGAGCAGUUCAUGGCCAUGCACCGCCUGGUCGGGAGCAUAUCCUGGAACCCUCGCGACCACGUUCUCGGCAUUGUCGGUUUGGGAAAUAUCAGUAAGAAGGUCGCCCUCAAGGCACGGACAGCGCUGGGCAUGAAGAUACACUACUUUGACGUCUGCCGCUCGCCACCAGAGGUCGAGCAGGAGCUGCAGGCGACUUAUCACCCUACCCUCCACGAGCUCCUUCGCGUGUCGGAUUGCGUCACACUUCACGUCCCGCUGAACGCGCAUACCCGGGACCUUAUUAAUGGCGAUGCCCUCGCGGCUAUGAAGGAUGGCUCGAGGCUCGUCAACACGGCGCGGGGCGAGGUCGUCCAUGAGGAGGCUCUGAUAGCGGCUUUGAGGAGCGGCAAGUUGUCGGCGGCGGCGCUCGACGUGCACUACCACGAGCCGCAGGUUUCUCGGGUGCUUGCCGAGAUGGAGAAUGUCACACUGACAUGCCAUAACGGCGGUGCAGCAAUAACAACCCGAUUGAAUUUUGAGCUGGGGGCGAUGAAGAAUAUUGUUAAGGUGGUUGGCACUGACGGCGAAUUCAUUGGCGAACCGUUGACGCCGGUAAAUAGGAAAGCUUUCGAGGCUUCUUGA
This is a messenger RNA of Verticillium dahliae VdLs.17, 1062 nucleotides long. Its product is annotated as 2-ketogluconate reductase. Lineage: Eukaryota; Fungi; Ascomycota; Sordariomycetes; Glomerellales; Plectosphaerellaceae. The coding region runs from base 1 to 1062 and encodes 353 amino acids. Gene Ontology annotation, cellular component: cytosol. Gene Ontology annotation, molecular function: hydroxypyruvate reductase [NAD(P)H] activity; glyoxylate reductase (NADPH) activity; NAD binding. The record is from RefSeq and is a predicted model, not a curated record. The transcript has a single exon.